CGAGUAGAAGCGCAUUCGGUGGGUGAACGGGUCUGAUUGAAGGAACUCGGCUCGAUACAACACCGGAUAUACGUCUGCCUCACUCUGCCUGUCUGCAGCAGCGCAGCCUUUACAACCAUCUCCCCCAACUUCAGUUUGAGCAGCUCGGGCAGUGUAGACGCCUGUCCGGAUGGAGGACAAACCGCUCACCUAAUCUGUGUCACUACGCUUGACACGACCCACAGUCGGGCAUGUAGCUACGUGUAUUCCCUCUAAAUAGUACGUCUGUGUUUUAAUGCUGAAAAUGGGCUCCCGUGGAGAGAGUAUUCGCAGGGAUCUAAUAGUGAGAGCAUUACGUUGCAUGCACAGUCAGCGUGAUUUGCUAUGGUGAUACUACAAGAAGCUAACCCCGAGCUAGCCCAGGGAUCGUUUUUGGGAGAUACCUUUUUUUGGACAAAGCUACACGCAAACGUGUGAAUUAGACACUUUCUGUUCAUCUUCAUUAAGGUGGAAUAUAAAAAGGGAAUGUCGAACCAAGGAGUUAGGAGAAAUGGCCCAGUAAAGCUGCGGUUGACAGUCCUCUGUGCAAAGAACCUGGCAAAGAAAGACUUCUUUCGGUUGCCAGAUCCUUUUGCUAAAGUGGUAGUGGAUGGUUCUGGACAAUGCCACUCUACAGAUACUGUGAGAAAUACUCUAGAUCCAAAGUGGAAUCAACAUUAUGAUCUGUACAUUGGAAAGUCGGACUCCAUUACAAUCAGUGUCUGGAACCACAAGAAGAUCCACAAAAAGCAGGGCGCAGGUUUCCUCGGCUGUGUCCGGCUCUUGUCCAACGCCAUCAAUAGACUCAAAGACACAGGCUAUCAGAGACUGGAUCUGAAUAGGCUGGGCCCCAAUGACAAUGAUACUGUAAGAGGACAGAUAGUAGUGAGUCUUCAGUCCAGAGAUCGCAUCGGAUCCGGGGGACCUGUGGUUGACUGCAGUCGUCUGUUUGACAAUGACUUGCCUGACGGCUGGGAAGAGAGGAGGACAGCAUCUGGAAGGAUACAGUACCUGAACCACAUCACUCGCACCACGCAAUGGGAGAGACCCACCAGACCAGCGUCGGAGUACUCCAGCCCAUCGGGGCGUCCGUUGAGCUGUGUGGUGGAUGAAAACACACCAGUGAUUACUCCUGUUAACGGGGCUGUGGCCAGCGGGCCUCCAGGGGAACAGCGGAUCCAGGAAAGAAGGGUUCGAUCGCAGCGGCAUCGAAACUACAUGAGUCGAACACAUCUGCAUACGCCUCCUGAUCUGCCUGAGGGCUACGAGCAAAGAACAACCCAACAGGGCCAGGUGUACUUCCUCCACACACAAACCGGAGUCAGCACCUGGCAUGACCCCCGAGUACCCAGGGACUUAAGCAAUGUAAACUGUGAGGAGCUAGGACCACUGCCUCCAGGCUGGGAGAUCAGAAACACUGCCACCGGCCGCGUCUACUUUGUCGACCACAACAAUCGAACAACACAGUUCACAGAUCCACGACUGUCUGCUAACCUGCAUCUAGUGCUUAACAGCCCGAGUUCAAAUGGUUCCCGUGUGGCCACGGACAGCCAAAACACUAACCUCAGUCAUCCGCCACAGUUGAAGGAGCAAGGUGGUCCUGGAGUUCCUCCGCAGGCUCUGUCUCCCGCUCAGUUACCUGAAGAGGCUGAGUGUCUGACCGUGCCCAAAUACAAGAGAGACCUGGUGCAGAAGCUGAAGAUUCUCCGGCAGGAGCUCUCACAGCAACAACCCCAAGCUGGCCACUGCCGCAUCGAGGUUAGCCGAGAGGAGAUCUUUGAGGAGUCGUAUCGGCAGGUGAUGAAGAUGCGUCCAAAGGAUCUUUGGAAAAGACUGAUGAUCAAAUUCAGAGGAGAAGAGGGACUGGACUAUGGUGGAGUAGCUAGGGAAUGGUUGUACCUGCUGUCACACGAGAUGUUGAACCCAUAUUACGGCUUGUUCCAAUACUCCAGAGAUGACAUCUACACUCUGCAGAUUAACCCAGACUCUGCCGUCAACCCAGAACACCUGUCUUACUUCCAUUUUGUGGGCCGCAUUAUGGGCAUGGCGGUGUUUCACGGCCACUACAUUGACGGCGGCUUCACGUUGCCGUUCUACAAGCAGCUGCUCGGAAAACCGAUCACGCUGGACGACAUGGAAUCUGUCGACCCCGACCUCCACAACAGUCUUGUUUGGAUUUUGGACAACGACAUCACAGGUGUCCUGGACCACACCUUCUGUGUAGAACACAACGCUUAUGGAGAAAUCAUCCCGCACGAGCUGAAGCCCAAUGGGAAGAGCAUCCCGGUGACGGAGGAAACCAAGAAGGAGUAUGUCAGGCUGUAUGUGAACUGGCGUUUCCUUCAUGGCAUUGAGGCUCAGUUUCUGGCCCUCCAGAAAGGCUUCAAUGAGGUCAUCCCACAGCACCUACUCAAAGCCUUCGACGAGAAGGAAUUAGAGCUGAUCGUUUGCGGACUGGGAAAGAUCGACAUCGCCGACUGGAAGUCCAACACUCGCCUGAAGCACUGCACCCCAGACAGCAACAUUGUCAAGUGGUUUUGGAAAGCUGUCGAGUCGUUUGAUGAGGAGAGGAGGGCGCGACUCCUGCAGUUUGUUACUGGCUCGUCGAGAGUCCCACUGCAAGGCUUCAAGGCUUUACAGGGUGCGGCAGGACCCAGACUCUUCACCAUUCAUCAGAUUGAUGCAAACACCAAUAAUCUGCCCAAAGCCCACACCUGCUUCAACCGGAUCGACAUUCCUCCCUACGAGGGCUACGAUAAACUGUACGACAAGCUACUGACGGCGAUUGAGGAGACGUGUGGCUUCGCAGUGGAAUGAGAAUGACAUUGUGUGGUUCGUAUGCAACUGUGUGGAUCGACGCUGCAACAUGCCGGCUAGAUCGCCCUCCCCUGAGUAUCCAGCCUACAGUCUUCCUCUUCUCUCACCGAUGUCCUUGCUCUUCCAUCAUCAGCAUCUGUUCAAACAGCUGCCAGUCACCCUGUAGUUGUUUCUGUGCUUGGAGUUCUUGUUUUAUUCCAUUCAGAAAAUGAAAAUAGAUCAAAUUAAAUUAGGAAACUGUUACCAGCUUACAGUUCGACAUCCUAAAAAGUUACUUUAAACAUUUUUUCCUCAGACACAUAAGAACAAAGAUUGACUAUUUUGAUUUGCUCAUGCUACUGAAUCCUUAACGCUGCAGGUAGCCGAGUCGUUCCUUUUAGUAGCCAUCAUAACCUCAAUCACAACCCCUCAAAGUCCUCAUGGCUGCAGUGUUGGCCUUCUUCAUCCUGUCAGAGCGCCUUGAAGUCAUCCUACCUCAGUGGAAAGCUUUCAUAUUUAAACUUAUUCAUUCUAAAUUACCAUGCAUCAUCUUUAAAUUUAAACAAUGAUCCAUGAUUUCUUUCUUCGCACCAGCAACUACUUUGUACUGUAUUAAGACCAUAUGAGUUGGUUAGUGACCAUUAUGGAACCGGAUUUAAAAGUGGUGCUGGCACUGGGAGGUUCUGGUGGUUUUAAUGCACAGAAUCUGGAAAAAAUGGCUGUUUGCACCCUAAAUAACUGCAGGGUGGCCACAUCUUUUGUAAGCAUGUGCAAUGCCUUGCAAAAGUUAUAGUAUUCCUUAAAUCUUUUCCCAUUUUGUUACAUUACAACCACAACCUUUUAGGUGUAAAAUUGUGCAUGAUUCACAUUUUUUAGAAAUAAAAUUCUAAAAAGUGCGGUGUGCUUUUACAUUCAGCCCCCACCACAGUCAGUACCUUAUAGAGCCACAUUUCACCGCAAAUACAGCUGCAGGUGCUUGUGGGUCCCUAAGAGCAUUGCACAUCUACAAACUGACAUUUCUGCCCAUUUUUAAUUUUCAAAAUAGCUCAAGAUCAGUCAGAUUGAAAGGAGAGUUUUGUCAACAAUUCUUUCAGGUUUAUGUCUAGGUUGGUCUAACACACGGCUGAGCUUUGAUCUAAACAGCUCCUUUGUUUCUCUGUUUGGAUGUUUGCUGUUUUUGUCCUUCUGGGAGAUAAAUCUCUGCCCCAAGACUUCUUCAGCCUGCAAACGGCUGUCUUCCAGUACUGCCCUGUAUUUGGCUCCAUCCAUCCUAUCAAACUUGACCUGCUAACUGUUCCCUGCUGAUGAGAAACAUACCUACAACCCGAGGCUGCCACCACCAUGUUUCACCAUGGGGAUGGUGUGUUCUGGGAUUGUUUUCUUUGCCACGCACAUUUUUUUUGCAUGUAGGCCGGAAAGUUCAGUUUUUGUCUCAUCUGAGCAGAGCAGCUUGUACAUGUUUGCUGCAUUCCCGACCUGGCUUGUGGCAGAAUGCAGGGAAAAUCUUUGACUUUCUUUCAGCGAUUCAUCAAUUUUGCCAGAUCUGUGGAGUACACAACUAUUGGUUGUCCCGCCCACAGAUUGUUCCACUUGUGGAUCUCUACAUCUCCUCCAGAGUAACCAUGGACCUCUUGGCUGCUUCUCUGAUUGAUGUUCUUUCACUGCCUGCAACUUAAGGUGGGCGGCCAUAUUUAGUUAGGUUUACAGUUGUGGUGACUGCAGAGGUUUUUAUGAAUGGGUAUGAGAGUAAAAUGGGCUGAAUACAUUUGCACACCAACUGUUUCAGCCUUUUUUGUAAUUGGAAAACCAUUCAUCCCUUUCUUUCCACUUCACAUUUUUGGAAAAAAACCAAAAAAACAAUAAAAUGCAUUGAAGUUGUUCCAACCCAAGAUGUGAAAAAGUUCAAAGGGCGUGAAUACUUUUGCAGGCACUGCAUGUCCGUGUCAGUGUGCAAUCAGAGGCAUUGUAGUUCCAUUGUAGCUUCCCCCUCUCAGUUUGCUGUAUCUCACUGCAGAGCUAAUGAAACGUCACUGUUUGGGCUCAUCUUCCUCCUCACUUCUGCACAUGUCUGCCUGCAGCAGGAUGCAUGCCUGUGAUAUCCUGGCGAGCUAACCCCAGACCACUGCCAUGUUAGAUCACAAGUGAAAAAGGUCGCACGCAGGAGGUGGUGUGAUUUGAAACCAGCUGAAGCAGAUGGCUUUUCUUCAUCACAUACGUUUAGAUGUUCUAUCUCUUUACACUUCAGAGCACUUUACAAAAUGUGCAGUGAUGGCAGGAGUGCUACUUUCAUGUUGGAUUAAAGUAUAUCAUGUUUCCUUUUGUGUGUGUGCAACCAUAUUAGUUAUACGCAGAUUAAAAAAUAUCUAUAGACCUGUAAUUUUUGAUUAUAUAUGUAUAAAGAUAUAGCUAUUUUGUAUAUUGUUGCUUGUUUAUUUUUUGUUUUAAUUGCAUGCAUGUUAAUGUCUUUCACAGACCUCUCUGCAUUCUCAGGUGAAGUUAGCUUUUUUUAAAGUAAAACGUACAUUGGGCUAAUAUGUGAAGAACCUAAAAUUUGGAGGCCCUUUCUCCCUUGUAGGCAGCCAGUGAUGCAAAUUUUAGUCAGUCUGUCGACCCAUUUAACAGCUGGAGAUCUAAAUGGCACAGCCCAAAUUUGUAUGAUUAUUUUUAUGCAUCAAACUUGUUUUAAGUCUAACCGCUUUGCAUCUCAAACUCAAAUGCUCCUGAUCUAAAGGGUGGAACCAUAAUCAACUGUCUCUGAAAGCCAGUGGGCAAACGGUGAGGAGAGGGCAUUGGUGGAUGCUUCAGUUAUUGUAUUACAGAUUUUUUUUUUUUUUAUUCUUAAAUGUUUUGUCAAGGGACAAAUAUUAAAAUAUUAAUUUCAUAUGUAUACAUUUAUUUGCAGCCAUGAACCUGUUUCAUAUCAGGCAAGACGAGACAAGUACAGAACUAAUGCGGUCCUCGUGUUUUUUGAGUUGAUUUUGUACACAUUAUGCAUAUGCAGGCUCAAUCAUAAUAUCUACAACUUCUUUCUAUUUACCAAAUAGUUAUUGGACUGGUUAUUUGUUUUUAAAGCAGAUUUUAAUCAUAUUUGCACACACACAAAUGUAUGUUUGUCCACUUCUGCCCUUUUAAACCUUUUGUAUGUGUUUGUUUUUCUCUCGGGUGCAAAAUUUUCAUUCAUUCUGUUAAAGCAACACCGCCGUAAAUAAUCUAGAUCAAAACGAUGAUUAAACCAAAAUGCAGCCUUGGUUUAAAAAUCUUUUAAAAAUUUGCCAAUAGUUUACCUGUUGCAAACCACAGCAACUCAUUGAAUGUUUAGUACACGCAGCCUCCGUGGUUUGAAACAAUAAAACCUGAAAGCAACAUAAUGUACCUGCAUGUCUGUGUGGGCCCAGUAGGGCCAAAUCAAAUCUUAUGUGCAAAUUUUUGUGUAAAUGUUCAAGAUUUUUGGUUGAAUUCAGUAAAAAGCAAACCCUGUUUUUUUUUUUUUUUUAAUCAAUUUUUAUGGCAUAUUUCCUUUGAUUUUAUAUUUAUUUUAACAGUAUACAUGUGUUCGUAGUUUCCACAUUAGCUGCUCUGUGAGUUUGUAACUUACACUUGUACAUAAGGUCAAUAAAGACACAAAGUAAGAAACUUCUUAUACCCUUGCAGAACACUGAGCAAUAAAAAUAUGCUGUUUGAACCUGACAGCAGUAUGUUUUAUAGAA
Girardinichthys multiradiatus is the source of this 6521-nucleotide messenger RNA. RefSeq names its product E3 ubiquitin-protein ligase SMURF2-like. Gene Ontology annotation, molecular function: ubiquitin protein ligase activity; protein binding. NCBI's taxonomy places the organism in Eukaryota, Metazoa, Chordata, Actinopteri, Cyprinodontiformes, Goodeidae. The transcript has 20 exons. The record is from RefSeq and is a predicted model, not a curated record. Bases 505 to 2835 code for a protein of 776 amino acids. Gene Ontology annotation, biological process: negative regulation of BMP signaling pathway; ubiquitin-dependent protein catabolic process.